Messenger RNA from Asterias rubens (European starfish), 5852 nucleotides. RefSeq lists its product as uncharacterized. Lineage: Eukaryota; Metazoa; Echinodermata; Asteroidea; Forcipulatida; Asteriidae. Bases 398 to 4114 code for a protein of 1238 amino acids. The transcript is spliced from 23 exons. Gene Ontology annotation, molecular function: G protein-coupled receptor activity; calcium ion binding. The record is from RefSeq and is a predicted model, not a curated record. Gene Ontology annotation, cellular component: membrane. Gene Ontology annotation, biological process: cell surface receptor signaling pathway; G protein-coupled receptor signaling pathway.
UGACUGGAAAAGCUUCUGGCACUGCCUCUUCUUGAAGCCUGCUUCUGGACAACCUAUUGCACUCUGUGGGACUUAAUACAUCCCGUUUUAUCCCCUGGAUCCAAUAUACACAGCAGAAAAGCCCAGGUGGAAGUGGAACACAUCAUCACUGAAUGCACAACAGGUGUAGACAUUAUACAAGAGAUGAUUCGAGCUGCUAUAAAGGCUACCCUCUGCAGUUGACUCAAGCAUGCAAGCAAUGUUUCCAUCAAUGGCUGGGCAGAGUGUAGAUUCCAAUCUGAGUGAACUGGUAGCAGUAAUUGUGUGCAUGUUCAGGCAGAUCCUGCUUGAGACCUUCCUAACACAAUCAUCCAAGAGUACUUUUUCAUUAAAAGUUGGGAGUGAGAGCUAGUGCAUCAUGAUGCUUGUUGGCAAGUGGACUGCAUUGCUUGCCAUUUUGUUGGUUUGUUGCCAUCAUCCAGUGAACGGUCGAGGUGCCUCCAAUCUUGUAUUUGUGGCCAACCAAUUCCCUCCAGGGAUCUACGUAGCUCAGGCAGAUACCUUCAAUUUCACCGUCAUCCCUGGUACUUCAGACCCUUCCUUUAAUCCUCUUGCUGUUGACUAUGAUCCUGUAAGUAGACAGGUCUACUGGACAGACUUUGGUAUUUCCAGCAUUCAACGUGUCUUUUUGAAUGGCACUGGCUUGGAAGUUCUUGUCAGCAAUAUUGACGAGGUAGAUGGUUUGACCCUUGAUAUUGAGAACCGUCUAAUGUACUGGACCGAUGCCGGAAAGGACUUGAUAGAGAAAGCUACGAUGGAUGGAAACAACAGAAUGGUGGUUGUUAGUCUCACAGACUCUUUAGGUACAACAGAAGUUAAACCAAGAGCUAUCAUUCUGGACACCAGCAACAGCUAUCUGUUCUGGACGGAUUGGGGUACUGCACCAAAGAUUGAGCGCGCCAACACAGAUGGAUCUGAUCGUAUGAUAUUGGUCGAUACGGGUCUGGGCUGGCCAAAUGGCCUGGCUAUGGACUCUCAAGGUGAUCGACUCUACUGGUGUGAUGCUACAACAGACAAAGUAGAAUCCUCAGAUCUCAAUGGACAGGAUCGUAGAAUAAUUGGAGAUUUUAGCUUAGACGACAUCCGGCCAUUUGACAUCGCUGUGUACGAUGGUUUUGUCUACUUGACUGAUAAGAGGUUUGGUAUUAUACGGUCAAACUUACAGAACAUCGCUAUAGAGCACUAUGGAACAACAGAGGUUGUGGAUGCUGGUGGUCUGCACAUUUAUGAAGUUCCCAAGGGUUGUGAGUCAGCGCCUUGUCUUAAUGAGGGAAUUUGUGUGAAUUCUUUAAAUGGCUAUACCUGUAACUGUCUUGCUGGAUACAGUGGAAGUAGAUGCGAAAUAGAUUUGGUUCAGUGCCAAGCAAUAUGUUCGGAUGGGGGAGAUUGUGAAUAUGGUUUAAACAACUUCACAUGCACAUGUCGUCCUGGGUUCAACGGAGCCAGAUGUGAUUAUGAUAUUGAACCACCAAUGGUUACUGGUUGUCCCAAUGACACCACUAUCCCUGUCACCAUGCAGUCAAGUCAAGUGACUCACAGCUGGAAUCCACCAGUGUUCACAGACAACUCCGGCACUCCCUUUGUAAGCUUUGGCUGCUCAUCGACUGGUUACUACUAUUGUCAUAUGUUUAGCUCGGGUAACUUUAGUGUUGGUAAGACCGAAGUGAUGUUUAAUGCCACCGACGGAGCAGGGAAUAAGGCAGAAUGCUCUUUCAUUGUCACAGUUACAGUGGUGGAUAUCAUCUGUCCAAUGAACUUGAGUGUUAUUGCUGAACCCGGUGACAAUAGUUCCAGUGUGGACUGGAAUGAACCGGUUGUAACCGGAUGGAACGGCCAAACAAGUUUGACAUCAUCUCUACCGCCCGGUACAUUCCUCAUAGGAAUUCACAAAGUGGACUACACUCAACGUUUUGAACAACAGUAUAUGGUGGUUUUGGAGUGUUCUUUCUUCAUAUCGGUUGGAGGUCAAUGUGACGUCAUCAGUUCACAUGAUUCAACUCUUGACCGUACUAUUAAAUGGCAGCCCACCGAGGCAGGACAAACUGCAAAAUCCUUUCAGAGAUGUACACUUAACACAACCAAUGCUGGUGAGCCAAUAGCCGUACGGGACUGUCUGGUGGUUGACCCACCUCUUUACUUUGAGUGGGAGGCAAACUACACGCUUCUCGACUGCGGUGAAGCCAUCAAACUCACCAUCGAAGAUGUUGCUGAUCGGGUUGAGGUGACUGAAGGUAAUGCUGAGGAAGUUGCUAUUUUUCUCAAAAAUCGGACACAAGACAACAGCGCCGUUGGUGACGAAGAGGUAGAGGUAGAAGAUGUGGCUGAUAUCUUGAUCAAAAUUGCGGAUGCUGGAUCUGGUAAUCCUGAGGUCGCAGUAGCUGUAGUAGAGACGGUCAAUAACAUCCUUGUGAAUCAGAACACCAACGAUGAUCUUGCUAACGACAACGGAGUCAGCUCAUCAGGGAUCGUUCAGUCAGUUGAGGCUCAGAUCAGUUCUACUCUUCAGCAGGAGGGCAUGGUUAGCAUACAGCAACCGAGCCUCCAUGUUGAAGGGGUAAGUCUAGACCCAAUGGAGGCCAAUGGUGGAUUCAGCUUUGUGUCGGUUCAACAACCCGGAGGGCCGCAGGAAAUCGGCACACUAGAAGGAACAGAAGUGAAGACCUUUAACACCAGUGAGAUACCCCCUGAUAUUGAGGUCGUCGCAUCCGCUCAGCUGCCUCAAAAUAUUGGAGAAAUAGUACGAUCUGUGACUGGUGAAAACUCCAGCCGACUGCAAGCCAGUUUCAUUGUGUAUGCUAGUGAUGACUUGUUCCAGUCCUCCUUGAUCCGAGAUAAUAACUCCAGCAUUGAGGUUGCUGGACCUGUUGUCUCUCUGACAGUAGAAGGACUUGACCUAGUGAAUCUUACUGAACCAUUGGUCAUUGAAAUACAGGUGUCAAACAAUGCAAGUACUCAUGACAACACAAGUUUCAGAUGCGUGUUCUGGGAUUUUACCAAAGCAGAUGGAGUUGGUGAUUGGUCAACAGCUGGGUGUGUUCUUGCAAGACAAACGGACAAUACAGUAUCUUGUAACUGCAGCCAUGCCACCAACUUCGCAAUCCUUGUGGAUGUGCAUGGACAAACAAAAACAGACGAUAAAUUUGAGCUCGCUCUUGAUGUUAUCAGCCAGAUUGGUAUUGUCUUGUCAAUCAUUGCUCUGGGUGCAACUUUGAUCAUCUACCUCUCAAUAAAAAAAUUGCGGACUGGUUUAUCACGCCAGAUUUUCAUCCACUUUUGUGUGUCCUUGUUGCUGUUGUAUAUCGUGUUCAUCGCUGGAAUUGACAGUGCUAGGGGUUCGGAAGGUGCUUGUGCAUUUGUAGCAGCAUUGCUUCACUACUUGGCCCUGACCACAAUGAUGUGGAUGGCUGUGGAGGCCAGGAACAUGUAUGUCAGCACUGUCAAGGUCUUCCCUGAAGACACAUCAAGAUAUAUACUCAAAGCUUGUCUUGUUGCUUGGGGGUCUCCACUGAUAGUUGUGACAAUAACGUUAGCAUCAGCUACACAAUUUUAUGGCAGCGAACACAAUUGUUUUCUUAAAACUGGUCUGGCAUUGACCCUUGGUCUCCUCGUUCCAAUUGCCCUCAUCCUCCUUCACAACAUCAUCACCUUCAUCUUGGUCAUGCGCAGCCUUCUUAAGAUCAAAGAAGCAUCCCGCUCUCAGCAGAUCUCCAAACGUCUCCAGAAUGCCAUCGGUAUCUCGGCUCUGAUGGGCUUGACUUGGGUCUUUGGGUUCCUGGCCAUCGGGACCUACCUUGCUAGGUUUGCCUUCCAGCUCAUCUUCUGCCUGGCCAACUCCUUGCAGGGUGUGGUUAUCUGCAUCAUGUUCUGCUUCAGACGAGAGGAGGUACGCACUGCCAUGGAACCCUGCUGGCGGCGUAUCUGCUGCGGCCGAACCUGCAAACUGCCUGCAUUCCAUUCUGAUAAGACGCACAAGAUGGAAGGGGUUACCUCGUCUACUGGACUCAACUCCCCAACUAGUGCUAAUAGCACUGCGCAGUAUGAAAUGUCUAUGUCUUUGUCUGCUGCCCCAGAGUAGUGUAAAGGUAAAGUAGGUCCUUGCUUUAUGUUAAAGGUAAUCAUGUUCUUGGAUUUGAACUGACCUCAUGCCAGUAUUGGAGUCAAGACCUCAGAGUCCGAGACCAAAACCGAGACCUCAUCUUCCGAAACCUUAUCUUCCAAUACCUCAUCUUCUGAGACCUAGACCUUACAGCCGGAGACCGAGACUGAGACCUCAAUGUUCGAGACUGAGAAAAAAGCCUCACAGUCUGAAACCGAGACUGAAGCCCGAGAGACCUUACAGUCCAAGACUGAGAACUUGACCAAGACCCAACAUUCUGAGACUAAGACAUUUUUUUUUAGAUCAAGACAGGACCAGACCUUCCAGUCCAAGACUGAGAACUUUUUUUCCUUUCCUUGAGGGGGAAUUUUUUUCAAGUUACUUCAAUGUACAAAGUUACACAAAAUACUGGUAAAUCAACUACGAAAAUAGAAAAGGCAGAUGGCAAAAGCUGGAAAUUUGAUGAUAUGCAUGGCAUUUAGUUAGUACAAAGCAAUAAAAAAGGCUCCCAUUUGGUAUUGAACUUGUCUAAGUUGUUAUUCUUAAAAAGGAUCAUUUUUUCUUAACAAAAUAAUGAUUUAUUUCUUUUUUGACCAGAAUAAACGAGGGCUUUCUGUCAUUCAUCUUCAUGCGAUAUAUAUGAAAACGGCAAAGAAAGAGAAUUACAUUUAGAGCAGACCAUUUUCUUUUAAGGACUCCAAGCAGCUUGGUCGCGUUGUCAAAAUUAAGAGAGAGACUGAGAACUUGACCAAGACCAAGUCUGAGACUGAAUUCGCGACUGAGACCAGACCUUAAUAGCCCGAGACUGAGACCAAAAAGAGCUGUGUUUGAGACAUGAGAAUGAGGCCAAGACCUUACAGUCUGUGACUGAGAAAGAAUUAUAUUUGUUUAAGACCAAAUGAGAACAUAUUUUAAGACUUUGGCAAAAAUCUAAAUAAAAGUCAGUACACACAUCUCAUCUCGACGCGCCAUUUUUUCCAAGCAUGCCGUGCUCGUUCAUAACCCCUUGAAUUUGUUCAUUAAAAUGUGCUAGAAUCCAGCACAAUUUAAUGGUUUCCUGUAAUCAAUCCUUUCUACGAGCGCACGCAUGUCUUUCGUCUUAAAGAAUGUUUUUGUUUUUGUUAAAAAAAAAAAAAUGUGUUCGUGCCAUUAAAGCGCGGGCAUAAUCAACAUGCAAAUAUCUUAGAACUACUUGCAUGCGCAGGUUAGAUCUAAUGCAUAACUAAUUUCAUGAGCCAAUCAGCGUUGUUUUUCAGUACAUCCCUUCCAGGGGUUAGUGAUGAGAGGUUUCAUAACGGUGUGCUGCCCAUGGUUGGUCCAUGACAGUUCAAAGAAACAAGAUGGUCACACCAUGGUAUGGUUGGAAUACGCGGUCUAAAUAGCGCCCUCGCUCCGGCAUCACGUGCUGCUGCAUUUUGCUCAUGAUCCUCCAUUUUUGGAAAUCCAAAUGAAGGCCUCAAAUUAACGGCACCCAGAGCAACUGCCAUGGUGCUCUGUGCUUUUGCUCUGUGCCCUUUGCAAAGUACCAAUACAAAUUUAUUAGUUUCCUCAUAAAAGUUCCCCUUGCCAGAGGGAUCUACUGUGUCGCUUCAAGAGCGAAAUUCCUGAAAGCCUGUAAAUAAAUGUAAAUAAGGUGUUGGUGUAUCUAUGCGCGUGCUGCCUAAACUCGCAAACUCAACCGCAUGUAGGGAAUCUGAUUUCUAAGAUGGCGUUAAAA